CCACCACGUUGGCAUUGGGCACGUCACUCAUGACCCACUAACUAACACGUCGAUCUAAAGUCUCAAUUUCUCAACAAACAACAUCAACAUCGACAUUCCAUUCACCAUCUUCAAUAACCAACUUUCCUUCAAAGCUAUCAUCAAAGCAUUCGAACCUUUAAUCAUAUUUUCCCUUUGUAUCCAGUGACUUACACGACAAGCUUGCCUACGAAUCCGAACUGAAACACGCGGAGUCCAAAAAACCGACAUCUUUUCUUCAAGAAUGCCUACCAUCACUCUUUCAUGGACCGAUUUAGCUCUGGUAGCUCUUACAGCCGGAGUGAUAGGAGGUGUAGCAUUAGCUGGUUCUCAAACACGUUCAUCAUCAUCACCAACUUCAUCUCUCAACAAGGAGUCAACUAACAAAUCAAAAGGAAAUAAAAAGAAAAAACCCAAAUCUAAACAGAAUGAAAGUUCUACCACUUCUUCUUCUGCUUUACCCAGUCCUAGUUUAGAAGAAAAGAAAGUAGAGUCGGUUAGUGUGAGCAAACCAGCCUCAACGAAGAAGAAGGGAAAAGAAAACGAUAAAGGUUUGAAGAAGGUUACACCUGAUAGUCUUGAUGAAAAAGAGUCCCUGCACUUGGUUCUUCUAAUGGGAAAGGCAAUUCAUCGGAAUCGAAGGAGAAGGUAGUUGAGAAGGGUGAAUCUAAUCCUACUAGACCAUAUGCCGAACGGAUGCAAGUACCUGCGCGUAAGACGAAAGUAGAUGAUAUGAUUGAUGAGGAAGUUGAAAAACCGAUAAAAAUGGCAAGAGUGAUGAAGAUUGUAGAAGAAUCUUCUGGUUCUUCUUUAGCUGAAGAAACUGAAGUUGAAGAUGGUUGGGAAAAGGUUCCCGAUGGAAAGAAAUCACGUGGACCAAAAAGUAUAACAUUAAAAAUGAGUACGGUAUCCACUCCCAAUGCAACAGGACCACCUGGUUCAUCUACGAGUAAUACGACCACAGCAGUCACCAAACGUCAACGACAAAAUGCUAAAAAGAAAGAAGCCGCAAAAGCAGCCAAGGAAGCUGAAGAAGCUGAAAGACUUGGUAGACUUUCAGCUCAUAAACGUCAACAAGAAAGAAUUAGAAUGAAUGAGCAAAGUUCAAGUGCUUCUAAUAAUCGAUCUAGCAAGUCUAAGGAAGUCAGUGGUGGGAUGAAAGCUUCGAUUGCUGAUGACGGGAAAUUGAUUUGGGAAUAAACUUGUUUCAUUGAUUCUAUUCAAUAUUGAAGGUUUUGUACAAAUGGCGGAAUGCUCCUUUGGAGGAUCAAAUGAUCAUGACAAACGCCUUAUUUCUGCAAUUUUGAUUCACACAUACAUAUGGCUUGUUUAAAUCCUGAUUUUUUUAUAUCAGAAUAUCUUAUCAAUCGAAAACAAAGACUUGAUCAAUUAUUUAAUCUUUUUUCAAAACAAAAAAAAACAAAUUAGUUGAAAUUAUCUUUGUAUAAUUUUUGUUCAAUUGUAGCUCGGUGUAUAUACGCGUGCGUGUGUGUGUGUUUGCUCAGUUUGUUUUGGAAUAUGGCCUAUGAGCUAUUGAAUGAGUGAUUUUUAAGGGCUUUUCUGCUUUAGU
This is a messenger RNA of Melampsora larici-populina 98AG31, 1588 nucleotides long. RefSeq lists its product as uncharacterized. Lineage: Eukaryota; Fungi; Basidiomycota; Pucciniomycetes; Pucciniales; Melampsoraceae. The transcript is spliced from 4 exons. The record is from RefSeq and is a predicted model, not a curated record. The coding region runs from base 715 to 1218 and encodes 167 amino acids.